Messenger RNA from Esox lucius (northern pike), 6330 nucleotides. It is a transcript of the gene mark2b, whose product is annotated as MAP/microtubule affinity-regulating kinase 2b. Gene Ontology annotation, cellular component: cytoplasm. Gene Ontology annotation, molecular function: tau-protein kinase activity; protein serine/threonine kinase activity; ATP binding. The record is from RefSeq and is a predicted model, not a curated record. Lineage: Eukaryota; Metazoa; Chordata; Actinopteri; Esociformes; Esocidae. Bases 1335 to 3731 code for a protein of 798 amino acids. Gene Ontology annotation, biological process: microtubule cytoskeleton organization; intracellular signal transduction; protein phosphorylation. The transcript has 20 exons.
AAGCGGCCAUGUUCCCUUGCGCUUGUUCCGGUAUCUCGAUCGUGCGCAUAGGCUGGGGCUGACACACGGGCGCUGCUUGUCGCCCGUUUGUUGACGCGCACUCUUCGUGGAGGUGGAGAGAAUGCAAAACUCUGCGUUACCUAUAAUGGAUUUUACAACUUGAGCAUUUCUCCGGACGCUCUAUCACGGAAAUAAACAGCCUAUAGACCGGACAGCUUGACUUGAGACGGUGCAGCAUUUUAAACGAGCUUCACGAAUCACGCAAUCGUGAAGACGGGAGGUGAUUUCCGAGGAUUUUGAGUUGUGUGCAGUGGAUUGUUCAAUUGCUUGUGCUUUGCCGCGGUAGCGAUUACAGUAGCUAGCUGACUCAAACUCGGAUGCACGACUCUAGCUACAUGGUUCAUUGGUACAAAGUAGGCUACAGGAUUUGUAUUUGUAUCAAGAGCUAUAUCUAGCACAUUGGGUACUAGUUGUUUAUAUAGUCAGGGUGAUCGUUUGGUUAACUGGGACUUUAAAAAUAACGCUCUUUUUAUUAGCACUUGAUGAAUAACGUUCGUUAGCUGAAACGCUAAGAUUUGACAACGUCAACGAAGCAAAGGUCGGGGUCGAACGAGGGGCUAACGCUAGCUAUUUGGCCUUAAGUUUUAGUCCUCGGAUUUGAUUUCAGUACUUUGAUUUUCAUAUUGUACCCGAUAGGGAGAUUACUACGGUGCUGUAGUGUAUAUGUAUUCAAUGACAACUAACGCUGGUUAGUUAAUUAGCUAACGUUAGACUGGCCAUUGAUAGUCACUCGAAUGUCUGGUUCCUCAAAUCUAACCAAUGGCCAACGUUAGUGUACUAGUGGGACUUAACCGUAGUCUAAACAUAGUUAUUUAUUAACUGUAGCUACAGUAGCUAGUGAGCUAAAAUACCCGUCUAACAGUUAGCUGAUUGUGGCUAACUAACCAUCUAAAACAUACGAUACAGUAGAGUAUUUAACCAACAUUUGAUAACGAUCUUAUUAGCUAGAAACCUAGUAUAGCGUUAGUACAGUAAGUUCAAAAGGCUUUGUGUUUAAGGCCCUUUCAUUUUUCUGUGUUGACAUGGGGCGCGUACUUGUAAGUUAGCUGGUUGGCUAGCCAGCUAACCAACUUACUGUACCGGCUAAUGAAGGAAUCAACUUGUUGAUCACGCAGACUGUGGCAAACGGAUAACUAGCUCUGGCUAGCGACGGAACAUUUUCCAACGGAAUCAGUUUGCUUUCCCACUGCUACCUACAUAGCUAAAUGAACACAACCUCCUGAAAGGAUUUGCAUCUGUCUUCCCCCGACCCCAAUUUUACGAAAUUUCCUAAAAUGACGACAAGGACUCCAAUGCUGACAGUCAUUGAAAAUUCCACUGGUGGCGGCCAGGAUGCCAAGAUGGGGGGCCGUCCAAGUUUGCCACGGUGUCGGAACUCAGUGGCCACGACGGCGGAUGAGACCCCUCACAUCGGUAACUACCGAUUAUUAAAGACCAUCGGAAAGGGCAACUUCGCCAAGGUCAAGCUGGCCCGCCACGUCCUCACUGGGAAAGAGGUAGCAGUGAAGAUUAUUGAUAAGACACAACUCAACUCUUCCAGUCUUCAGAAGCUCUUCCGGGAAGUGAGAAUCAUGAAGCUGUUGAAUCAUCCUAACAUAGUGAAGUUGUUUGAGGUGAUAGAGACGGAGAAGACAUUGUAUUUGGUCAUGGAGUAUGCCAGUGGAGGGGAGGUGUUUGAUUACCUGGUUGCUCACGGGAGGAUGAAAGAAAAGGAGGCACGUGCCAAAUUCCGACAGAUUGUGUCAGCUGUCCAGUACUGUCACCAGAAGUGUAUAGUCCACCGAGAUCUAAAGGCUGAGAAUCUUCUCCUAGAUGCUGACAUGAACAUCAAGAUAGCCGACUUUGGCUUCAGCAAUGAGUUUGUCAUGGGCAGUAAGCUGGACACAUUCUGUGGCUCGCCUCCCUAUGCCGCUCCAGAGCUGUUCCAGGGGAAGAAGUACGAUGGGCCCGAGGUGGAUGUAUGGAGUCUAGGGGUAAUUCUUUACACCCUGGUGUCGGGGUCGUUGCCCUUUGAUGGCCAGAACCUCAAGGAAUUACGAGAGCGGGUGUUGAGGGGAAAAUAUCGUAUUCCAUUCUACAUGUCUACAGACUGUGAGAACCUUCUGAAGAAGUUCCUGAUUCUCAAUCCUACCAAGAGAGGCAGCUUGGAGCAGCAGAUAAUGAAAGAUAGAUGGAUGAAUGUGGGACAUGAAGAGGAGGAGUUGAAACCUUAUAUAGAACCAAUGCCUGACUACAAGGACCCUAAGAGGACAGAGAUCAUGAUUCAGAUGGGUUACUCCAUGGAGGAGGUGCAGGAUUCGCUGGUCAACCAGAAAUACAACGAAGUCAUGGCCACAUACCUACUACUGGACUACACAAACCAUGAGCUGGAUGAAGGUAUCAUUAAGCCUCGUCCGGGAAGUGACCUCACCAACAGCAACGCUCCCUCACCGCCGAACAAGGUACAACGCAGCGUAUCUUCCAACCAGAAACCUCGCAGAGCCACUGACCAGGGCUCCUCCGCCAGGGGGCGUGGGCAGGGGGAUAACAAAGAGGAUUCUGGGAGGAAAGGAUCAGGUGGCUCGGCUAAAGUUCCGGCCAGUCCCUUGGGCUCCGACCGCAAGAAGAGUGCCACCCCCUCUACCAAUAGCAUCUUGUCCACUGGUACGGGUCGCAGCAGGACCUCUCCUCUCACUGAAAGAGCUACCCAGGGGAUACAGAACGGCAAGGACAGUCUGAACACACCCGGGUCCCGGGCCUCCACCGCAUCUGCUGCUGCCGUCCUCUCUUCCUCAACCUCCUCUUCCUCACGUCCCCGCCACCACAAGUCACUGUCCACCUCCAACCACCCCUGUCCAUCCCAGGCUCCUGGCCCUGACUUCCACGCACCACCCAGCCAGCCACAGCACCGGCCCAGUGCUCCCUCCCAAAGACCACCUGGCGCGUCCCCCUCGGCCCACAACAUCAGCAGCGCCACUGUGACUGACCGUACCAACUUUUCCCGAGGGGUGGCCAUCCGCAGCACUUUCCAUGCAGGGCAGCAAAGAGGCGCCAGGGACCAGCAGGGAUCUCCCUACAGUGGAACACCCGCCUCCCCUUCCCUCAGCCACGGAAACAGCCAGGCCCGGAGACCCGGGGCCACAGGCAUCUUCUCCAAGUUCACCUCCAAAUUCGUACGCAGAAAUCUCUCUUUCAUAUUACCAAGAAGGAGUCCAUAUGAGGGAGAGGGUCAGGAUGAGGGGAGCAGGUCGAUGCUGAGCAGCACGGUUGACAAAUCAGAGAAGAGUGGUGUCCUAGGAUCCUCCCACAGCGGCGGGGGAGAUGAAAACAAAGACAACUCCUCCCCUGUUUCUGGUACUGGGACCCCGUGCCCCAAGGACCUAUCAACCAAACCGCGUUCCCUAAGGUUCACCUGGUCAAUGAAAACCACAUCCUCCAUGGAACCUGGCGAGAUGAUGAGAGAGAUCCGGAAGGUUCUGGAUUCAAACAGCUGUGAGUACGAGCUGCGGGAGCGGUACAUGUUGCUUUGUGUCUCGGGGAACCCUGCCCGCGACGACUUCGUCCAGUGGGAGAUGGAAGUGUGCAAGCUGCCCCGCCUCUCGCUGAAUGGCGUGCGAUUCAAGCGAAUCUCUGGGACAUCAAUCGCAUUCAAAAACAUAGCGUCGAAGAUCGCCAACGAGCUCAAACUGUGAGACGGAUAGAAGGAAAUUGUAAGGUGGUGAGAUGAGGGGUUUUACAUACUGUACAGGUGAGAUGUAGUGAGAGGAAGGAAUUGUUAUUUGAGGAGUCACAAGAAGAAGACUAAUUGUGUUUUGUGGUUGGGGGAGAGGGAGUUUGGGACCAGUUGAUGGUUGGGGGGGUUCUAUCUGGUCUGUUUUUUUUCUCUGUUGAGGUUUGUGUUUUAGAGCCUACAGAACGUUCUAUAGCUGAGGUUUCUCUGUUUUGGGGUCUCUUCUAUAUCCACUGCAUGUUGGUUCUGCUGUUCUGCUCACUUGUUCUUUUCACUCCACACUCCCUCCAACGCAUACACACACAAAAACUCAAACAGAUAGACUGGUAGAGAGGGGGAGAGCAGAUGCCUACACAUGAAUAGACCCUGGUACUGGCUCCAAGGCUUUUCCCUUGUCAUUCUACUACAGUAGGUUCGUGACUGGGUUGUAGACAAAGGUCCUCUCAGAAUUCUGUGAAGCAAUGACUGGAUUGUGGAACUGAAAUAACUCAACACUGGAACUAAACAGCUGUUCUCGGAUUUGUUUUUGUCUGUCUCAAACGCACUCCUUGAUACCUGAACUACGUAUCACACACAACACUCUUUGUGCAGCACAGAGCCAGACCUUGCUGUGUGAUUUUCUGCGUGUUUGAUGUGAGAGGAGACUGUCAACACACCAGACUGUUUUAACACAAAAUCCCACACCAAGACAGCCCAACCGUUAAUUACUGCUGUCUGUUUUAACGCACGCUUACAUGCACAUUCACUAGGCCUCUCCCUUAACACCCCUCACUAUCACUCCACUGCUUUUAAGUGUUUUUUUUCUCAUCAGGGUAAAAUAAUCUCUAUAUCUUUGAGUCCCAGGCUAAUGGACUUGAUCAGUAAAUGGAGGACUGAACUUCUCAUUUGACUUUUUAUUUUCUUCAUUCUGGUUUACAGUUGUACACUGGAGAAAAGGGGAGGGGUCAGUUUUUAAUUUGUUGCCUUCAAAGAAAAAGGAAACAUUUUGUUAUUAUUGUUGUUUGAUCACCAUUAAAAUUGUACAUUCUAAUGUUGACAUUGAGAAAUGAACGUGAUUUUUUUUUUUUUUUUACAUUCAUUGAGGUUGUAUCACUUCUGUACAGAGAAUUUCAACCUGAUAGAGAAAAGAUUUGCCAUCUUUAUAGGCUCCAAUCUCUCUUUUCUACUCCCCUCUCCCUCCCUUUAUGACAUGUGUCCCCAAAGAGCGAGAAGUACAAAUGUUCUAUCUUAUUAUCUACAAGUAUUUAAUUAUUAAAUUGUAUGUACUGUAUGUAUGUAUUCAGAUCACUGGACAAAUGAAUUAUGGAUGACUUCUCUUGUUAAUUAUUUUAAUUUGUUUUUAACUUUAGUUUAAAGAAUGUCUUGGUGGUUGGAAUACUCGUAUCAUGUUGGCCUCUCAGCCUUUCCUAAGUGGGUGUGAUAUAUAAACGGUUUUACUUUACACGUGUGGACCAGAAUUCCUAGGUAAGAUAGUAAAACCUGACAAUUCUGUCAUAUAUGUUUUUUGUAGACAGUACCCACAAGGAAGAAGGCAAUUUCAAGGUUAGAUUUAUAGUUCAUUGUUUAAUUGUGGUUAGUGUUAGAUAUAAUGUUAGAGGUUAGGGAAAAUUGUGAAUAUUUUUGUCUGGUUCCCACAAGAAUUGAAAAACAAGCAUGCAGAUGUGGUCACAUGAUGACAAAUAAAACAACUGCUGUUUCAUUUUGGGGUUUAUUUUCUGUAGGAGGGAUUGUGAGGAGCAGUUAUGCAUUAUUAUAAUUAUUGUGAACGUGUAACCAUGUCCACAGCCUUACGAUAACCAGUCCCCCAUGGGCAUGAAGGAGAGUGAGGGAGAUCGAGAGUAAGAGAGAUGGGGAGAGCAAGUGACAGAGAUUGGGGUUUCCAAUGUAUUCCAUGAAUGGCUGCUGCCUUUUGUAGGAUGAAGCCAAAUGUUUAUGUGUGUGUGACUGCCUUAUGUUAGUGUCUGUGUGCCUUAUAUAGUCUAAGUUUGUGUAUAUGUGUGUGAGUGUGAAUAGUUUGUUCUAUAGUCAUGAUCUGAGGCAUUGAUUCUUUCUCCCUAGUAGGAACUCUUAUUUUGCGCUCACUCUCGCUCUCUUUUUUUGCUCUUUCACCUUUCAGUUGAGAGGAGGGGUGAGGUAGGGGGAGGUGGGAAGGAGUACUCCAGCCAAAUUAUAUAUAUCUACCUGUCUGGGGGGGGUGGGGGGGGGGGGUGUAUCCAACUCUCUUAACAGGUAUGCCUGAGCACAACACACAUGUAUAUUUUUUUAAGGCAACAAUUGAUUAUAUUCUGUUGUUCUUUCUUUUUAGUUAAACAUAAUUCUAUUUUUCUUUUAAAUGAUCGUUUUAAGGUGCUGGGGAAUAAAAUUCUUACUGUUGCUGUUGUUACUAUAUUUCAGGGUUGAUUUUAUUUUCAUUAACAUUUUUGAUGUAAUUUCUGAUUUCUGUGUUGACUUUAACCAGUAGUUGUUUAGGAGGGAGGUUGGAGUUCACUCCAAAUGUAUUGUUUAUUUUGUGCAAAGAAAAUGAAAUUCAAUGAUAGUAAUAAAACAAAACAAUUAUUACA